This is a messenger RNA of Geodia barretti, 390 nucleotides long. NCBI's taxonomy places the organism in Eukaryota, Metazoa, Porifera, Demospongiae, Tetractinellida, Geodiidae. The record is from the annotation of a GenBank genome assembly.
AUGUCGCAGAUUAAAAUCUACGGAUUAAAAGAGAACCUCGACCCUAUCAAAGCAAAACUCUCCGAUGUCAUCCAUUCGUGUGUCGUUGAUGCCUUGCAUUUUCCAGAGGAUAAAAGAUUCCAUCGCUUCUUUCCGCUAGAUCUCUCCGAUUUCUAUUAUCCCAGUGGACGCACGACAAAGUACACGAUUAUUGAGAUUAGCAUGUUUGAAGGCAGAUCUGUAGAAACGAAGAAACACCUGAUUCGCCUGCUUUUUGAAAGGGUUCACCAACAGCUGAAUAUCCUUCCACAAGACCUUGAAAUCACAAUUACUGAGACACCCAAGCACAAUUGGGGGUUCCGUGGUACGCCGGGGGACGAAAUCGAAUUAAAUUACAAGGUUGAGGUGUAA